AUGUACAGUACACUGAGGCAGCGCAUGGAAUCACAAUGUGCAUGCCCCUGCUUAUCGCUUGACAAACGUAAUCCGUGUCUCGUCGACGACUCGGUUUGUGCGAGUGGUGAGCACAAUCUCUCGGUUCAGGGGUGCGUCCCUCCAGUACUUGAGCCGCCUUCCCCUGUUGCCCGUCAAAAUGUACGGCACGUGAUACUCACGCUGCAUCAACUCGCCGUCAAUUAG
Chondrus crispus (carragheen) is the source of this 225-nucleotide messenger RNA. RefSeq lists its product as hypothetical. The transcript has a single exon. Bases 1 to 225 code for a protein of 74 amino acids. The record is from RefSeq and is a predicted model, not a curated record. NCBI's taxonomy places the organism in Eukaryota, Rhodophyta, Florideophyceae, Gigartinales, Gigartinaceae.